Neurospora tetraspora is the source of this 2982-nucleotide messenger RNA. RefSeq lists its product as uncharacterized. Gene Ontology annotation, molecular function: ubiquitin protein ligase binding; protein-macromolecule adaptor activity. The transcript has 2 exons. NCBI's taxonomy places the organism in Eukaryota, Fungi, Ascomycota, Sordariomycetes, Sordariales, Sordariaceae. Bases 1 to 2982 code for a protein of 993 amino acids. The record is from RefSeq and is a predicted model, not a curated record. Gene Ontology annotation, biological process: ubiquitin-dependent endocytosis. Gene Ontology annotation, cellular component: cytoplasm; cytosol.
AUGUAUUCAACAGGCCCCCAACAACGUAAUCGACAACGACGUCAGCCGUACUCGUCAUCUUCUCGUGGAUCCAUCUACUACACUCCUACCACAGGUCACAACAGGCGCAGCGCCCCGGUAUCUACAACAACCCCCUCGUUUCCCAGUCCCUUGAUAGGACCUCGUCAACGCCGUCCACACUCGAUUCACAUUUCAGCAUAUCCUCCCGGUUUCAUUCCGCACGAGCUACGACCUGACCCGCUUGCCGAAAAGGACCGGAAGCGAAAGGAGCAGAAGGACAAGAAGGCCAGGAAGAGGGCGGAGAAGAAGCAAAACAAGCGUCGGAAACUUGAGGAGAAAGCUCGCCGAAGAAGAUCCGAGCAGCUUCCACCCGUUCGUUUACUACCCCCGGCCGGGGAAGCGGUCCACAAAGUCAUAGACAAGAUCUUGUCUGUCUUCUCCAUUAAAGCAAAGAAACCCCCGAAAUCAGCUACGCUGGCGUCCCAGGCUACCGACACCGCCCCCAGGACGAGGAGACCGAGGACGUCGAGUUUAAUCGGUCACUUUCGCAGAUCCAAGUACGAGACAACAGUGGGCCCGGAGCUCACAGUCGACCAGUCCGCCAUGACUGCCGUCGCCUCUAUACCCGCAUCUCCCAUGGUGCUACCCAACAACCGGAGUAGCGUGGUGUCUGCUUGCACUUGCAAGUCGGCGAUUUCAUCAGUUACCGAACUUCAGAAGCCCGUUGCGUCCGGAAGCGGUGUAACAUGUUCAAUAGUGUUGGCGGAACCAAAUGUCUUCUUGACUGGGUUCGACCACAAUGACCGUGCCCGGGAAGAAAGUCACGGCGCAUCCGCUUUGCUCCGCGGAAAGCUCCAGCUGAACGUGUCAAAGAACGUUAAGCUCAAAUCUGUGACAUUGAAGCUCAUAGGCAAAGCGAGGACGGAAUGGCCAGAAGGAAUUCCACCCAACAAAACAGAAACACAUGAGGAGCAAGUUUUGCGAACACAGUCCUUAGUCUUCUUCCAAGCCAUCCACGGCGGACGGUGGGAGACGGAAUAUGGAAACCAGUGCACAUACUCACUCAAGGGAAGUGGGUGCAGCCACAACCCUCGGGGUUCUCUGUCAUCCAACAUCUCCAAUGGCUCCUUCUCCCACCUCACCGGAAAGCGACACUCAACCAGCCUGACUGCCAAGGAGCUCAAGAGGCUCUCGCUUCAGUCUGUCAACUCUCGGAGCUUUGGUAAAGGCGACUCUCCCUUCGCAAGCCAGAUCCAUGCAAAGGGGUACAAGGUGUUCCAGGCUGGUACAUACGAGUACACGUUUGAGCUGCCCAUCGACCAUCAUCAGUUGGAGACCACCAAGCUGCAGUACGGAUCCGUCAAGUGGGAGUUGGAAGCAACGGUAGAACGUGCGGGCGCCUUCAAGCCCAAUCUUCACGGCACCAAGGAGGUGUCCAUCGUUCGGUUGCCGGAUUCCAUGUCGCUUGAAAUGUCAGAACCCAUCUCCAUCAGCAGGCAAUGGGAAGAUCAGCUGCAUUACGACAUCAUGAUCUCUGGCAAGAGCUUUCCCAUUGGCGCCAAGAUCCCUAUUGCCUUUAAGCUCACCCCGCUGGCCAAGGUUCAAGUACACAAGCUUAAGGUGUUUGUGACGGAGAGCGUUGAGUAUUGGACCAACGACAGGCACGUAACCCGAAAGGAUGCUGGAAGAAAGAUCUUAUUGCUCGAAAAAACUGCUGGGAAACCCCUUGAUAAGCAGUUUGAGACCAGCGACUUCCGCAUUCUGAGCGGUGGUGAACUAAGCCCUGAGCAACGUGAAGAGGGCAGGCGGUCCGCGGCAGCGCGAAGGAUGGUGCAAGCAGCCAGGACAAACGCGCCAUCGCCGCCAUUGCCGAACCCGACUGAGAACUUACUGGGCGAUCUGGAUCUUGGCUUGGAAACCUUCUGGGGCAGUACCGAGCUUGAGAUGAAUGUGCAAAUUCCGACAUGCGCCAUGAUGAGCCGGGAUAAGAACCUUCGGCUUCACCCAGACUGCAGUUGGAAGAAUGUCAAUGUAUUUCACUGGAUCAAGAUUGUCAUGAGGAUAUCUCGACUGGAUCCUGAAGACCCCUUGGGCAAGCGUAGACGCCAUUUCGAAAUUAGCAUCGACAGCCCGUUUACUGUACUGAACUGCCGUGCGACGCAGGCGAAUACCGCGCUUCCUCAAUAUGGUCUAGAUGGCCCCAUGGCUUUCGAGCGUCAACAGACAUCCUGCGGUUGUCCUGAUGCCGAUGUUCUGGACAGGGGCGCAUCGAGCUCGUUUGGACAGCUGCAACUCGUGGAGCAGGAUGUCCUGAGCCCUAGUGGCAGCCGACUGGGCCUCAACAGGCUCAGCGCAUCGGUCUUACCCUCGGUCCCUCAAGCCGCUCACGUCCAUGAUUCACUGGCACCUGGUGGCUUGCCUGUUAACCGAGCCCGGGGUCACACGCUACCGAGCCCUCUCCAACGGCCCAUCCACCUUAUCCGCUGCCCAUCAUACAACCCACCGGCAUUUGAUGCUGACGAGCCCCCGCCGCCGCUCCAAGCCGAUUUGAUGACGCCGCCGCCCCAAUACGAUGCCAUCAUUGGUACGCCCAGUGUUGACGGCCUAGCAGACUAUUUUGCCAGGCUCGCAGACUAUGAGGAUACCGGACGACCAAAGAUGGGUGACCGAAGCGGCAGCCAGGAGAGUGUUGCUACAUUGAGAGGCAUCCCUAGGCCGACCAGCAGAGACGAAGGCUUCUUUGCUUCUAAUCAAGUGGUAACUGGCUCUGACUUGCCAGCUAACAAGGACUACGACGAUGACUCGUCAAGUAGCGCGGACGAAGAAGAGGGACCGGCAAGGCCGCAUCGUGGUGGCCGAGUCAACGUUGCCAACCCAAGGACACCAGGUGGCAGGCUCAUUCCGAGUAGGAGCUUGGAGAUUGAGCGCCCUGUGAUGCGACUCGACAUGGGCUCUUUGACUGCUAGGAGGAGAGGACUAUGA